Cydia pomonella (codling moth) is the source of this 3959-nucleotide messenger RNA. RefSeq lists its product as uncharacterized. The coding region runs from base 1141 to 2760 and encodes 539 amino acids. The record is from RefSeq and is a predicted model, not a curated record. Lineage: Eukaryota; Metazoa; Arthropoda; Insecta; Lepidoptera; Tortricidae. The transcript is spliced from 4 exons.
UCUCGUGCCUUACUUAGGCAACUCAGCAAGCUUCGUUGCCUACCCACAGUACUCGACUGAAAACGUCUCGACCACGAUUCUCUAUAUCACGAUUGUAUACAAUACUAGCCGGUCUUCGCCACAUUGAUCUUAACUGACUUUUUAAUAGAGUAAGUACCUACUUAUUAAUAUCUAUAUAUAAUCCUAUUCAUAGGAUAAAGUGCUCUAUUUUUGACAUAUUUACAUGUACUUACAAGUUACAAGCGACUAGAGGCAAGGCGAUACAUAUACGUACUUUCAAUUACAUAACAUAGGUAACUUCCCUUAGUUCCCUUAUCGAAAAGGUCAAGUAAAACAAUACAUGCAAAAUAAUACUAGGUACACGACUUCACAACAUAUAAACCGUCGCCGUUUUAAAAACCCUACUCUAGGAUCCCUAAAGCAUUCCCUCUGUGUUUCCGCUCACCGGGCUCAUUCAAUAAUUGCACAACACACAGACAGACACAACAACACAAUAACAAGAGCUAGCUAUGCUAAAACGUACCUUAUGCCAAUUACACAUGACUCAAAACAGAAUGAACAAAACACUACUUAUAUCAAUUUGAAAUCGAAUGGGAAUGUAAAAGCAUAACAGGUACGGCAUCAAUUUAAAAUAGACCUUAUUAGUUAGACUGUACGGUACACAUUGGAGUGACUGUUGUUUUAUUUGAAUUUCGAAUAGCGCGUGCCAUAAGGGUGCGCGUACGCCGCGACCCCAAGUUUUUUUGAAAAAGGAACAGUUGACGGUUAUCCGUUGAACGAGACUUACGUGUACAUUAUUAAUAAUCAUAAAGUAAUAAUAAUAUAGUGAAGUAAUAAUAUAGGCUAGAAAAAAUAUUAACAGAUUAAGAAAGUACUUAAGUGAAUAUUUUAAUAAGUUUAAAAAGUGAUGUGUAGAAGUUGCGUUCUUAAAAAGUGAUCAUUAAAUUUUGAAAAAGUGAACGAGAAGGUCAAGUGCUUAAAGAUAUUUUUGAAAUAGGUGAAACAUUGUGACUUUGGAAUAAUAAUAAAGCAAGUAAUAACAAGAAAAGAUCACAAUACCUUAACGGUCAUGCUUUGAAGCACACCCCUUUCUAAGAAACCAACAAAACCACGCACUCGGGGAAACCUUACGCUUAUAACAUGGAUUCGCCUAAAAUUGUGUAUAAAUAUUACUCUAACCCCGCCUUUUGCGGGCAGAGCGAAGCUUACACCAAAUAUGUCAAAAGUCCGGACAGAAGAAUGUCCCCGCUGGGCGGGAAUUCGCCAAGAAAAGUAGAAUACAGCAACAGGAUACUUAGGACAGAUAUUUCUGAUAAUCCUCUAAGGAUGUCGCCAGCAGGCGCUUUGAGAAACAGAGAUGAACCUCCAGAAUUGCCGCCUAAACCGCCGAAGUUUCAAAAACAGUUCCAGAGACAGUCUUCUUUGAUGUGCAAGUCUACACGAACUCCUGUGAGAUGUAGGACAAGAAGCGAAGAUUUAGAGAUGGCACAAUUUAAAUUACAAAAGACUAAAUAUGAUAGAAACGCCGAAAGUGACGACGGUUUGGAAGACAGCCGUGUUAAACACAGAUACGAAGUUAUCAGAGACGAUUUCGAUGAUCUAGCAGACUAUUCUCCAACGAAAAAGAGGAUAAUAGAAGCGAAUGCCAACGAAAUAGAAGAAUAUAACGUUGACGCACCCGAUGAACACGAAUUAAAAGAAAUACCAACUGAAAUCGUUAAAACUGUAAAUGGAAAGACUCAUAGAUACGCAAUAGUGCCUUCAGAUGAUGACGAACCGGUUAAGAAACACAGUGUUACUAUAUCAAGCCCUGUAAUGACUAAGAAAAAUAUAAUAGCGACGCAAAAACUACAUGAACUGCUAUCUACGCCUAGGAAAUUAAAGAGCUAUGCCAGUCAACCAUCUGUAAGGAUAACACCGAAUAAGGCCACGAGUCCUAAUCGCUAUACAGGGACUCCUCAAAAGAUUAUGCACAGUACACCUACACAUGGGGUUACACCAUCAAAAUCAUGUGCUAAUUUGACGUCGCCAAGAAAUGCCACGUCUCCUAUAUCCCUUAAAGCGCAACAGAAGUUACAUUACGGGACUCCAGAAGAGUUUGAAAGGCAUGAUGUGUUUGUUACUAGUUUUAGAGAGAAGAGUCGGGAGCGGAGUUUUGAUAUGGACAGGAGAGAAAUGAGUAGGGAGAGUAGGAGGGAUUAUGAGAGAAGGAGUCCAAAGAAGGAGAAGAAGAGUACAGCGGUUAUUGUACCCAGGGUAGCACCACCACCAUCAGUGUACUCCGAGGAGACAUACAAGUCCUUCAACAGCACCAAAACCAUGAGCGCUGCGGCCGCGUCCCUCACUAUAGCAGCUUUGAUGCUCACUCUGAGCGGUGGACUCACUACUGGACUUAGCUUCUAUAUGAUGUACACGCUUGGCCGACGGUACUAUCUGGACUUUGGGGUGCUGGCGGGCUUCACCUGCUUCCUUUUGGGGCUCUUAGGACUCCGCUCACGCCGCCACCAGCUGCUUCCGAACAGGAACUACAUUUCAGGCUACAUCGUUCUCUCUUCAUUCUCACUCCUCAGCGCCUUCGGUCUCCUCUUACUCCUCUCCAUCCAACCAUCGCCCGGGACGCCGCUCAGCGACAUCACCUCAGGCGCCGUGUGCGCAGUGUCAGCAUUAUCGUUGUUCGUGGCGACUUUGGGAGUUUUAGCGUCCUACUGCUGUGCGAGGGACCCGCCGGAUAAUAGAGUAGGGACAGUGAGGUGGUAUUGAGACUAUUGAGUGGAAGAAUUGUAUUUGGUUUGUUGGGCCAUUGUUCUAUUUAUCCUUUACCAAUUAUUAACGGCACCAAUGAUGGGACAUUUAAGAGAAAAUUUUGAGAAUUUUUGAUAUUCCACUGACAUCUGUAAAAUUUCUACCGCUUUAAUGCUAAAGUUGAAUGUCCAAUUCGUCCUCUAUGUUUUCUGUGUAUUUAAUGAAAGUUAUUGCAAUUGGUUUCAAUAUUAUUAACCAAUUAAAACUAUAGUUUUUUGCUCCAGUCAUGGGAUGUAUGGCGUCAUUAAUUUUCAAACUAACAAAUAUCAAUAAAAAAUUAAACUUAAGCAGCUCUUUGGCUCUUGUUGAUGGUAUAAUGUUGUCAGCGGUACUGAUAGUUAAUAGUUACUUGUUUUACAGGAUUUCUCUAUACCAUCCCAUUACUGGUGCCUGUUCCAUUAUAGGGUAUGUUUACUAUAUUAACCCUUUGACCGCCAAGUACGUCAACUGACGCGCGCGCCGCGCGGACUCACACGACGGCUUAAGAUGAGAGAAAUAACUAAUAUUAAAUAUUUUGUAGCAACUGUAAAGCAAAAGUAAACUACCCUACUUUUUUUGCUUCAUAUUUGUAUCUAGCCUAACUUGUAUCAAAGAUACAUCCAUCCAUCUGUUUAUAUAUUUUUAUUUUAUUUUAUUGUCUUUGCUUUUAUACCGAAAACCUUUAUACAAGCAAAGAGUGUUUUACAUGUCUCUAAUAGUUUUUUUAUCUAUGCGAUUAAUGAGCCAAAUAAUUUAACUAUGGAAGGUAGAGGUAAGGAAUGCAAUCUCCAUAGGCAGAACUGAUGAAGAUGAGCAACCUCGUCCUUUAUAGAUUUUUUCUCCUGAAUUUUUCUAGUACCUACUUAACUUAAUUUUGUGUUAAGCAGAAAAAUCUGCAAAUGAUACAAGCAUUGUUUAGAAAUAAUAGAAAUGUAGAAAACACACUGUCCCGGGCAAGGCGCGGCGGUGGGUAUGGUGGAAAUAUUCGCUGACAUUGCGUAAGUCUCGGCAGCUCAGUUUCCAGUCCACUUAUCCGUUAUUUCUAAUCAAAUCAUUGGAGAAAAUAGAGGUAGAUUUCUAGAAUAUGGUACAGUCGCCAUCUCAUAUCAGAGCGGCCAACAUGCUUACAAAUAUCUGAACACGCCCCUUUGUCAAUAUGUUCUUUCAAUAUGAACUCU